This is a messenger RNA of Fomitiporia mediterranea MF3/22, 660 nucleotides long. RefSeq names its product glycoside hydrolase. NCBI's taxonomy places the organism in Eukaryota, Fungi, Basidiomycota, Agaricomycetes, Hymenochaetales, Hymenochaetaceae. The record is from RefSeq and is a predicted model, not a curated record. Bases 1 to 660 code for a protein of 219 amino acids. The transcript has 6 exons.
AUGGUCCAAUACUCCAUUAGCGGUACAUGGUACAAUGGCUUCAGGGCGUAUAACACACCGACGGGCCAAUCGACAAUUCAACGCCAGUGGGCGACAUACGAGCCCAUUACGGAUCCUACAGCUUCCACCAUCGCCUGCAAUAAUCCCGGUACAACGACUGACCCCCAACUUACCGCAACAGUUGCUGCCGGCACUCCGAUCACUGCUUACUGGAACAGUCCCUGGCCUCAUUCCAUAGGACCCAUGAUGGUCUACAUGGCCAACUGCGGGGGCAACUGCACUAGUGCAGAUCCGACUUCUCUCAAUUGGUUCAAGAUCGACGAGUCAGGUCUCAUCAAUGGCACCGUUGCUAAUGGCUUCUGGGGUUCUGGAUUGAUGAUUCAACAAAACUCGUCGUGGACCUCGACAAUCCCGGCCGCCCUCCCGAGUGGAAGUUAUAUUAUUCGGCACGAGACGCUUGCACUUCACACGUCGAACCAGCCACAGUUCUAUAUGGAGUGUGCGCAGCUUACAAUUACGGGUGGCGGUAGUGGAACACCUUCUCCAACUGUCAAGUUCCCUGGUGCAUAUAGUAUGAACGACUCGUCUAUCAACAUUGACGUGUAUUCUUCUACUGCGACUACCUACGUUAUCCCUGGACCUUCAGUCUGGACUGCCUAA